ACAAGAUCUACCAGCUGCAGAAGAUGAAGUUUUCUACUAGGCUAGGCAUCCCAAGCUCUACAGUUCAGCAGAGUUCCAUGUUAGGGAAGGUGCUACCAGAGCUAAAAGUGAGAAUCCAAAGGAUUUUUUACUCAAGGAGCAACUGUCAUUAUGCAGAAUAGAGCAAGAGCUUGAACAGUUACAGGCUAGGAAGAAGGGCC
Molecule: messenger RNA, 200 nt
Organism: Linum tenue
Lineage: Eukaryota; Viridiplantae; Streptophyta; Magnoliopsida; Malpighiales; Linaceae
Source: the annotation of a GenBank genome assembly